Messenger RNA from Pseudomyrmex gracilis, 1343 nucleotides. RefSeq names its product copper chaperone for superoxide dismutase (gene Ccs). The record is from RefSeq and is a predicted model, not a curated record. Bases 354 to 1130 code for a protein of 258 amino acids. Lineage: Eukaryota; Metazoa; Arthropoda; Insecta; Hymenoptera; Formicidae. The transcript is spliced from 7 exons. Gene Ontology annotation, molecular function: copper ion binding. Gene Ontology annotation, biological process: removal of superoxide radicals.
CGUAGCUGGAAAGCUAUCAUUGGUUCAACAUGAAAACUGUUUGUUGUACAAUAAAAAAAGAGUACACAUUUAAUUGGUUGUCGCUGAGUAUUUCCUAUAUAUCAGAUAUUUAAUUCCUGCACACUAGUUCACAGUCUAUCUUUUUCCUUCUAAUAUAUAAAAAAAAAAGAUAGACUGUGAACUAGUGCAGCCAGUGCAGGGAAAUAAAAUAUUAUUUUUUCAAACCAACCCUUAGGUUAUAAAUAAAUCUGAUACGGAUUUAAAAUUGGCAUAUGACUUGACAAAUGUCUGCGACUGGUAAAUAGAAAUUUGCUCUGUCACGUUGAAUAAGUUAUUUAAAAACGUAAAUAUCGAUGGCUUCAGCAAAAAUUGAAUUUGAAGUGCCUAUGACAUGUGAGAAAUGUGUGGAAUCAAUUUCAAAAAGUAUAGCGGAUCUGGAAGGUAUUCAAAAUAUUGACAUAUCAUUAGAACGUGGUACUGUUAUUGUUGAAACAAGUUUACCACACUCUAUUAUACAAGAGAGAAUUGAAGGAACUGGAAAGCAGGCAGUUUUGAAAGGAUAUGGAAGUGAAUCAAGUGCUGUGUCAAUGUUGGGUGGAAAUUCUGGAUACAGUAUAGGUAAUCUUGUCAAAGGAGUAAUCAGAUUUGUGCAAACUUCAGAAGGAUGUAUUAUAGAUGGUACUAUUGAUGGUUUGGCUCCAGGAGAGCAUGGUAUGCAUGUGCAUGAAUGUGGCGACAUAUCUAAAGGCUGUGAGAGUGUGGGUGAGCAUUUCAAUCCAAAUAAUUCUCCACACGGAGGUCCUGAAGAUGAACUGUCAAGAAGGCACAUUGGUGAUCUUGGUAAUAUCUCAGCGGACACUACAGGCAGAGCUAUUUUUCGAAAGAUAGACAAGUUUAUUACUGUGUCUGAUAUUAUUGGAAGAUCGCUUAUCAUUACUGAGGAUCCAGAUGAUCUUGGAAGAGGAAACAGUCCCGAAUCGAAAAUAAAUGGAAACAGCGGGACCAAAUUAGCAUGUGGUAUUAUAGCGAGAGCGUCUGGAUUAUACCAAAAUACUAAGAAAAUUUGUGCAUGUGAUGGUCUAACAAUAUGGGACGAAAGAGAUCGGGCUCGUGCACAUGCAAAUUUGUAACCAACACAGAGGCAGUAAUAUGUGAUUUGGUUUGAGAAAGAAUACAUUCCAUAAGAAAAUAUUAUAGAAAACUCGUCUCGGAAGUAUAGAGAAAGUUCCAACAUUAACAUUUUCACAAAAAUGUAUAUGAGAAAUAUGUACUAUAAAUAUUUUUUUUUUGUUUUUUAACUAUGGAAUUAAUUUUAUAUAGUAGUAAAAUGCAUAUUUUGUGAU